Molecule: messenger RNA, 2279 nt
Organism: Sesamum indicum (sesame)
Lineage: Eukaryota; Viridiplantae; Streptophyta; Magnoliopsida; Lamiales; Pedaliaceae
Product: protein NRT1/ PTR FAMILY 2.10
Biological process (GO): transmembrane transport
Cellular component (GO): membrane
Molecular function (GO): transmembrane transporter activity
Source: RefSeq, a predicted model, not a curated record
AUAUUACCGCAAAAACCCAAUGUCCAUUGCAGAGGAUGUCAUAAACUAAUAAUGACCGGAGAAAGUUGAAAAUCUGGAAAACCUCCAUCUGAGGUUGACGUAUACUUCAAUUCUUGUCUAUAUAUACCAUAUGAUCCUAGCCCAGUUCAAGUAACAUAACAGCCACACAGAAGUGUGAUUUAGGCAUCAAGCAGAAAAGGGAGAUCAAAGUUCUUCUUUCUUGGUGCAACAAUAUAAUGGAGAAAACUGAUCAGAAGAGUAAUAAUGCUCCCACCAAAAAAGAACCAAAUUACAGAGGUGUCAAAGCCAUGCCUUUUAUUAUAGGUAAUGAGACGUUUGAGAAGCUGGGAACAAUUGGGACAUCCUCGAAUCUCUUAGUGUACCUGACGACAGUGUUCAACAUGAAGUCUAUUACAGCUACAAACGUCCUCAAUGUCUUCAAUGGAACUAGCAAUUUCGGGACUUUGCUUGGCGCCUUCCUCUCCGACACCUAUCUUGGUCGAUACAAAACCCUCGGAAUCGCCUCCGUUUCCUCUUUCCUGGGAAUGAUGAUCCUAACACUGACAGCAGCAUUUCCAAGCUUACAUCCACCUGAGUGUGGAGCAGAAGACAACAGCACUGCAUGUGUUGGACCUUCACCAUGGCAACUCACUUUCUUGUACAGUGGAUUCGUACUUCUGAUAAUCGGUGCAAGUGGGAUUAGGCCGUGUAAUUUGGCCUUUGGAGCAGACCAAUUCAAUCCCAACACAGAAUCAGGCAAAAGGGGCAUCAACAGUUUCUUCAAUUGGUACUACUUCACCUUCACUUUUGCAGUGAUGUUAUCGUUAACGGUGGUUGUCUAUGUACAAUCCAGCGUGAAUUGGGCCAUUGGGUUAGGCAUUCCCACGUUCUUGAUGUUCCUGUCCUGCGCCUUUUUCUUCAUCGGGACAAGAAUUUAUGUUAUGGUUUUGCCCGACGGCAGCCCUUUGACAAGUGUUGUCCAAACAUUCGUUGUUGCAUUCAAGAAGAGGAAACUGGAGCUGCCUGAACAGCCUUGGAGCUCUCUGUUUAACCAUAUCCCUUCUACCUCAAUCAACUCAAAGCUUGCUUACACAGACCAACUGAGGUUUCUGAGUAAAGCAGCAAUUCUAACACCAGAGGACGAAAUCAAUUUAGAUGAUUCAGCAGCAAAUCCCUGGAAUCUUUGCAGUCUGCAGCAAGUCGAAGAGAUCAAAUGCGUUGUGCGAGCAAUUCCCAUAUGGAUAGCUGGCGUCAUAUACUACAUCGUGUUGGUCCAAAUGCAGAAUUAUGUAGUCUUCCAAGCCAUCCAAAUGGAUAGGCGUCUAGGCCAAGGCAGCUUCAAGAUUCCUCCUGCCACCUACAAUGUUUUUGCCAUGAUAAGCCUCUCAGUAUGGAUACCAUUAUACGACAGGGUCGUGCUCCCUUACCUCAGACGAAUAAUGAAAAACAAAGAUGGGAUCACUAUCCUGCAGAGAAUUGGCAUAGGACAGGUUCUUGCAAUCUUGACGAUGCUGGUAGCAGCUGUUGUGGAAACGAAACGGAGAACGUUAGUAUUCACUCGGCCAACAUUAGGCGUUGUUGCCCACAAGGGUGCAGUGUCGUCCAUGUCGGGCAACUGGUUGAUCGCUCAACUCACACUUGUUGGACUGUCUGAGGCGUUUGCCAUUAUAGGCCUAAUUGAGUUCUUCUACAAGCAGUUCCCAGAGAAUAUGAGGAGUUUCGGUGGGUCGUUCGUGUUCUGUGGAUUCGCAAUUGCUAGUUAUUUGAGCAGUUUCUUGAUUUCAGUUGUGCAUAGCGCUACAAGUGUUGGUGAGGACAGUGGCUGGUUGGCUGAUGAUCUCAACAAGGGGAGAUUAGACUACUUUUAUUACCUUGUUGCUGGCUUGGAAGUGCUGAAUUUGGGCUACUUUUUAGUUUGUGCAAAGUGGUACAAGUAUAAGAGAACUGAAGACACUGAAAUGGAUGUAGCCCUGGAGAAAAUUGACCCUCACAAACCUGUAGUAUAGUUCGCAAUUUUGGUUCAUGGCUCAGGGGCUCAAAACCUGAUUUUCUUAAACAUUAAAGCUACAACAAGAUAAGGAAAAAUGGAAAAUAUUAGCCGAAUCCGGUCUGCUUAAAUGUGUGUCAAUCACAAAGCAAAUGUGAUACACCUAGUAUGUGAUUGGUGUAAAAAUUCAAGAGAGCAACCAAUUACAUGACAAAUGUAUCAUACUUAAUGUGUGAUUGAUUGAGUUCGACCAGACAUAAUACAGAUAAAAAGUUUUCGAGAACUUAUGCUA